GACGUGGACCCUGUGCGGGACGCCUGAGUACCUCGCCCCCGAGAUCAUCCAGAGCAAAGGGCACAACAAGGCGGUCGACUGGUGGGCCUUGGGGAUCCUCAUCUACGAGAUGCUGGCCGGCUACCCGCCCUUCUUCGACGACAACCCCUUCGGCAUCUACGAGAAGAUCCUGGGCGGGCGGGUGGAGUGGCCGAGGCACCUGGAGGCCACCGCCAAGGACCUCGUCAAGAAGCUGCUCACUCAGGAUCGCACAAAGCGCUUGGGAAACAUGAAGAAUGGUGCUGAAGAUGUAAAGAGACAUCGAUUUUUCAAGAACACAGACUGGGAUGAAGUUUACCACAAGAAAUUAAAGCCCCCCAUAGUGCCGAAGGUGAGCUACGAGGGUGACACGCGCAACUUUGACGAUUACCCUGAGAACAACUGGCGGUCGACGCAGGGAGUGUCUGACAUCGAGUUGGCGAUAUUCAGUGACUUCUGAGUGUUAUGGGUGUUGUGUAGUCUGUGAUCAAGGGAGACUCAUGUAAUUAUAAUCCGAGUUACGAAUGUUGCUAAACGGGUCAUGUACAACGAAUAUUUAUUGGUAAUUAAACGUAAUUUUACUUUGUAUAUUAUGUAUGCAUUAUAUAAGAUUUAGAUCUCAAAGAAAAGAAACAUGAAGAGAAAUUUAUAUGUUUAGAAAGAAGAUAACUACAUAAAAAGUUACAGAGAAUAGUUUUAUAUUUUGUGACACAUAACAAGGUUGUCUUGUGGAUAUUUUUUUCUCAGCUUUAUCACAGUAGAUUAUGAUGUCAUGCCACAUCAACACAACCUGAGGAAACCUCACAAGGCAUGAAGCAAACCAGCAUAGCAUUUGGUGGAUCAUAUUCGUUAGGCUUUAUCUGCAAUUUUUUGCCUCUGUCACUCGUUUUUCAUCUUGAUAUAUUUAUUCAACUGUGUUUUUUUUCUAUGCCGGUAACUUUUUUUUUUUUUUAAGAUAAGGAGAUUUUAAGCCAUGAAAGUUCUUUCUUUUUAUGUUCUACUUUUAUCCUGAAUAUCUCAAAGUGAUAUUACUGUCAACAUGAUCUUAGAUAUUUUUUCUUCUCAGAUAAGUACAUUUGUCUCAUUUGAUAGAUACAGAUGUUACACAUUCACAACUCACUGCUGUUCAAGAUUCACCAUAGGAAAAAAUGGUUAGCUCUCCUACACAGCUUAUCCUAAGUGGAGUGCCAGGACUUGUGUUGAAAAUGAGUUUAAAGGCAAGCAUAGGCAAACCAUUAGGAUGUUCUCCCAAACAGUAUCAAUUCCCUGGCAUCUAGUUGGCUUACACAAAGGUUAUGGAAUUGUAACUCAUCUGAUAUUUUUUUGCUACUGAUGUACCUCUGAUGCAGUCUUGAUGAAAAUGAUUUUGUGCAUGUACUUUUGCCUUGCACAAGUACUAAUGUCAGGCCUUUGUUGAUGCAAUGAAUAAUUGAAUUAUAUUUUGUUUUGUUUUUCAGUGCAAUAUUUAUUUCCAUUUUACUGAAAUCAUUAUAAGAUUUAAGAAAGAUAGCAUUUAUGUUAUAGCUAGUGCAAAAAGCUUCCAUUACUUGUAUUAUCAGUAAAACUUUGCCCGCCCAAUCAGUUAUAAGUUGUCUAUAUUCAAGUUAUUGUUAAAAGUAUUUUUUUUUAUUCUGAAAGGUUUACAAGAGUCCCCCCCCCCCAUAGAUCUGCUAAUGACAUCCACACUUUUAUAGAUAUCAAAAAGACUUUGCAGAUUAGCACACAGCCAAUAGGAAGCUGUUUCUUUUCUGUUCAGUAUGAUAAACCAACUCAGGCUCAUGGAAGAUCAAUUUGGACUUGAAUUUGCAUGGCUGAAUAUAUGUUGUUUCCAGUGCGUACAAUGGCAAGAUGUCAGAGUGCUUCCAGAUGUUAAAUUUGUGAUGCAGAAAAAAGUACAAUAAUAGAGAACUCUUUGUGCCUCAUAUAUCCUGGAAUGUAACUAGUCUCUGCUAAUUACAGUGUGAUUACAUUGCAAGCUUUCACUCUAUUAAUGUCCAAUUUCCUUUGUCCACAUUUAACCAAGAUCUAAAAUUUCAAUCUUUCCUAAAAAAAUAAACGAUUCUCCACAGCCUUAUGUGUUGUGUGUGUGCAGGUAAUCUCACCAUGUUGUACACACACUCUAAAAAGAGUAUGCACACAAUUCUCAGGGUGACACUUAAUGUAUACAUGAUUAUGGCAUGUCAUACCUGAUGUGUAGAUUUGGUUACACCCUUAAUAGGUCCUGAUUGCAAAACUUAUCUAGAGCAUGUAAACAUCUUUUUCACAGUGUGCACAUGUAAAGUAUAUGAUACAUAUGCAUGCAGUGCUUAUUACACACCCAUUACCAUAGUGCACCAACACAUGCCAUCACUCUUGUCUCCAGAAUAUGGUCACAAGAGAUUAUCCAGAGAGAUUAUCCAUUUUAUCCAGAUUACCCAACUGACCUCAACACUGGAUCACAUAAUAUAGAUUACGCAGACAUCCACUGUCAUGCAUUCACCCCUGUAUAUUAUCAGUCUCAUAAUCUCAUUCAUCAUGAAUAAUGUUUCCUUUUUCCAUUUGUGCAACAGACUGUUGACUCAGGGAGAGGCAAAGAAGGGAUGUGAGGUGUUACAGUACAUCAAGAUGUGUCAGCAGUAUAGUUUUUAUUUCAUACUCCAUAAACAUUUUGAAUUUCAAAGCCCUUCAUGGGUAGAUGAUCAACUACCACUGGGAAUCAUGAAUGGCAUGACACAGGAUGGCUUCCAGUACUAUAGUUAGCAUUUUUAUGUUCAUGUUCUUAAUGUCCUUUCUUAUUCCUUUGUACUAAUUUAUUUGCCAAAAGAUUGAAAAGGGACAGACAAGCAUUUUUGUCAAGGUAAACAUGCCAUUGUUUUUACAGUUUCCUUAGUUAUUGAUCCUUCAUUACCUGAAGCCCCAAUAUAGCUUUGUUUGAAAAUGGUGAGUCACAUUUGCAAGCAGAAAGACAUUUCAUCACAGCAAAAUUGUAUUCUGUAAAUAUAUAGCAUUUGAAUUAUG
Penaeus vannamei (Pacific white shrimp) is the source of this 3015-nucleotide messenger RNA. The record is from RefSeq and is a predicted model, not a curated record. NCBI's taxonomy places the organism in Eukaryota, Metazoa, Arthropoda, Malacostraca, Decapoda, Penaeidae.